This is a messenger RNA of Nelumbo nucifera (sacred lotus), 584 nucleotides long. RefSeq lists its product as uncharacterized. The record is from RefSeq and is a predicted model, not a curated record. NCBI's taxonomy places the organism in Eukaryota, Viridiplantae, Streptophyta, Magnoliopsida, Proteales, Nelumbonaceae.
ACUUCAGAACCGACCUGCUCGAGACUCGCUGUGUGUGGGGUCAUCAGAAGUUAGAACUCCUGACUCCUGAGUGCAGACUGCGGAGUUAAUCCUCUCUCCGGCAGCAGGACAGCGAACUGCUCUCGUGGAAUAGAAAAGAAAACAGAGGACUAGAAAAAACUGAGAUGGGUGGCCAAGAGAAUGUGAAGCAGCUCGAAGAGUGUUCUGUUUCCAAUGCACUGGGCACAUGGGUUUUCUCGGUAGCAGGGGCUUUGCUUGCAAUCCCUGUGGGGAUACGUCGGAAGUCUUUAGCACCCUUGGUAUUCUUUGGGACAACUGGUACCAUGCUUGACAUUAUCAUGGGAAUUAGUGCUUGUGAAAGAGAACAUGCAGAACGCCAAAUGAAGCUUUUGGAAGCACAAAAUCUUGCAACUGAUGCAUCUUUGGUGGAGACUGGAAGUGAGUCUUGAUUUAUCAACCUUUUGCACUUAAAUGAUUUUAAGAACUAGUCUUCCAACUUCUAUUUGCUAUGUAAAGCAAAGAAUAAGCAUUCCAUGAGUUCUUAUACCAAUGAAAUGGAUAAUUUGUUUCUUUGUUUUUUUUUC